Piliocolobus tephrosceles (Ugandan red Colobus) is the source of this 1771-nucleotide messenger RNA. RefSeq lists its product as uncharacterized. The transcript is spliced from 2 exons. The record is from RefSeq and is a predicted model, not a curated record. Lineage: Eukaryota; Metazoa; Chordata; Mammalia; Primates; Cercopithecidae. The coding region runs from base 326 to 1771 and encodes 481 amino acids.
AUGUAUAAAAUAUGUUAUUAAUAAGGAAGCUAAAUUAAAAUUAAGUUUAAAAUUAAGUUUAAAAUUAAGUUUAAAAUAUAGUUUUAAAAAUAUUUUUUUUUAUUUACCUUUAUAUACUCUUGUUGAUGUUAGUAAGAUUUUAUCCAUAUCGAAGAUUUCUGCAUUGUAUGAGAUAUUAUGUGGUGAUACCUCCAUAGACAACAGCAUAAGUAAUAAUGGUCGCAAUGAUAAUGGAACAAAAAAUAAACAAUUUGAUAUUUUUUAUAAUAUUAAAUUAAAUUUUGUAAAUAUUAAUUUACAUUUAUUGUCUACAUCUACAUAUAGUAUGAAUAAACUGGAACAAAAUAAAAAAUAUGAAGAUAAAGUAGUGAGCAUAGUAGGAAGCAAAAACAUAAAAUUCGCAAAAAAAAAAAAAAAGCGUGGUAAAGAAAGUGGUAGUAAAGAAAGUGGUAGUAAAGAAAGUGGUAGUAAAGAAAGUAGUAGUACAGGAGGUGGUGUUACAGAAAGUGGUAGUAACAGUGUUGGUAACGAAAUUAGUGGCAGUGAUAACAUACACAGACGUCUUAUAAAUAUAAAAUAUAAAAAUAAUUUACCACAAUCAAACAAAAUGUUAAAAAAUUAUAAUUCCAUAAAAAGAUCACAAAACGCAAAGCUUGCAACUCCUAAUCAUAAAUUUGAUGGAAAAAAAAAAAACGAUAAAGUUCAUUUUUCUUAUCAUCCAAUUAAUCAGGUUAAUCCGUUUAACUAUAAAGGAAACAUUUCAAGUGGAAAGAAAAAAAAAAAAAAUCCAACCAUGAUGGAUAAAACUGUUUUUUUUUAUGACAUUGUUUUGAGUACGAAUGUAAAAAUAGAUGUAGAGAACAAAACAGGUGAUAAACGUAAAAAAAUAAAAAAUAAGGGUAUAACAAAUAAGGGUAUAAAAAAUAAGGGUAUAACAAAUAAGGGUAUAACAAAUAAGGGUAUAACAAAUAAGGGUAUAAAAAAUAAGGGUUUAAAAAAUAGUAAAAGUGAGUUAAAUCAAAAGAAAAUACAAAAACAGAAAAAUAUUUUUAACAUUUCUUUUGAACAUAUAAAAGUAAGUUGCGGUUUGUUAUAUACAAUUAUGAACGUUCAUAAUUUAAUAAAUAUUAUUAAAAUGAACAGGUGUAGUAAUAUGGUAAAUCGGUAUGACAAUAAAAAACAUUAUUUGCAUUUUUCCAAAAUUCUUAAUUUUGUUUUAUCACGAAAUGAGAAAUUUUCAGUUGGUACGUGUAAUGGUACGAGUAGUAGUACAGAUAGUGGUACAGAUAGUGGUACAGAUAGUGGUACAGAUAGUGGUACAGAUAGUGGUACUGGUAAUGGUACACGUGGGGCCUACUGCUUAUAUGGAAGCGAUCACAGAAAAAUAAAUAGAAUAAUAUUAAAACCGUAUAGUAUUUAUACCGUGUUCGAUAUAAUUAAUAUAUUAUGUUUUUAUAAAAAAAUAAGUUAUAAAUUAAGUGUAACAGAUUAUAUACAUACAAUGGUUGAAAAAAAAAGACAAAAAAAAAAUAAUAAUGGUGAUGGUAUUAACAAUGGUGGCAAUUACACUACAAAUAGUUUCAGUAGUAACAAAUAUAACAAAAAGGUAGAACAAUAUGACGAGGUAGCACUUAGUAGUGGCAGUAGUAGUGGUAGUGGUAGUAGUAGUGGUAGUAGUAGUAGUGGUAGUAGAAACGAUGAAAAGAACAACAAACAACUAUUUUUAAAUAAAAAAAAAAAAAAAAUUAUAAUUUUAAUGAUAAUAAUAUAA